Messenger RNA from Ostrinia furnacalis (Asian corn borer), 3620 nucleotides. RefSeq lists its product as uncharacterized. NCBI's taxonomy places the organism in Eukaryota, Metazoa, Arthropoda, Insecta, Lepidoptera, Crambidae. The record is from RefSeq and is a predicted model, not a curated record. The transcript has 6 exons. Bases 209 to 3517 code for a protein of 1102 amino acids.
UUUUCGGAUAUGUGCGAUAUGUGUUGCUUUCAAAACAAAACAUUUUUUGCACAAUUUCCAAAGUAUUUUUGUAUUUCAAAAACCUUUUACUUUGGGCAAAGGAGUACAGUACCAAAUAAAAGAGUGCUUCAAUAAAGUUUUAGUCUCCGUUGAUAUUCGUGGUAAGCCAAAAAAAUAACUUAACCUUGAUAACAAGUUCGAACGAAAAAUGCCACCAAAGAAAAAUUUAGAAAAUAAAACGCCAACUAAAAAGGCACCAGGGAAGAAACCCUCAAAACCUAGAGUUCGACAAGUGAAACCUAAACUGAAAAUUCCUACUGUGAUUAGAAUUAAGAUUCCACCAGAAAAUAAUUCUGGGAACAUGUUGCCAGAAAUAACUCAAAUUAUAGUACCAACUCCAAAACUAACUAAGAAGCAGUUAUAUUUGGAAAGGAAGAUGGAUUUGGCCAAUGAAGUUGCUGCCGCUCAACUCUGUAAAAAACCAGCUAAAGUUGAAACAGAACAGACACCAGACAUCAUUGUGCCACCAAAGCCUAAAGCCAAGAGAGGGAGAGCCAAAAAAACAGUUGAGCCAACAGUUGUAGUUCCCGAACCAGCGGUUGUUUGUUCUGAACCUGAACCUAGCACUAGUGCGAGUAUCCCCACCGAUUCAGAAGAGGCAUUUGAAGUAGCAGUACCUAAGAAAAGGAAAUACGUUCGCAAGGAUCCCACAAAGGCAGCUGAGAAGAAACCCGAAACUGUCAAAGCAACUAGAGGUAAAAAAUCCUUGCCAUUGACUCCAGUAAACAAGACUUUGAAACAGACCAAACUUACCGACGUGAAUUCAGGCAUAACAAAAACAACGAAAACGACUCCAAGAGCAAAAAAGAGUUCGCCCAUCGCAGCACCAAUUACCAGGUGUAACACUAGAAGUAGAAAAUUAAACACAGGUAAGACUGAAACAGAAGAAUCUCAGAAAACGGAUGUCCUCCAAUCUCCAUCCAUCUUGGAUCAAGUAGGAGUUCCCACUCUGAAAAAAGAAUUCACCUCAUCAGCUGACACCACCAAAACUGACCCUUACGUCGAACCAGGUGCUAUAGAUUCCCGCAAAACUUCGUUAACAUCUGAAUGCUUAUCUUGGACUAAAGACAUAUCUAGUUCCAGCACGACAUCGUGUGUGACAGUUUGCUCAACAGAUUUCGUCCGGAUUGACAAAAAAAUGCCCAUCAUCAAAAUAACUCCGACAACCGCCCAUCUCAAUCAACCGUUGAACCGCCCACCGUCCACGAUCAAAGAAAACAAUAUGAACGUUGAUAGUUCAUCUUCUUCAGACUCGGAUAGUGACUCUUCCGAAAACUCCCCACCUCAGAGCUUGAGGAGUUUCAAAGAAUUCCCACCAGAACUAGAAUCUCGUUCGUUAGAUUUAAGCACAUCGUCAGUAUCACCAAUCAAAUCGCGUACCCCGUUAAAUAGCUGUCAAAAUAGCGUUAACAAUGAAGAGAUUAGUAAAAUCACCAACGUGAUAGACAAGCUCGCGUCCAAAUUGAAACAUUUCGAUCUGGAGAUCAUCAACUGGAUAGGCUACGAGCACGAAGAAGUUGACAUGGACAGAAAAGAUAUUCAAGAUAUCUUUAGAGUGCUGAAAGAGGAAAACGAGGUUAUCACUCAGUGUCGACAUUUGAGGACGUUGCUAACGGGCAAGGUUGUCGAAGAUACCUAUGAAAUGGAACCUGUUCCGAGCAAGGUGGACACGCCAAACACAAACAAGUUCUUGGACUCGAAUCAACACGUUUUAGAAGACACCCCAGCUGUCCGCGAUCCGAACGAUCAAAUCGCCCAGCCAGUCGUCUGUGCGAUAUCUGAGGGUAGCGAGAACAUGUUCACAUCAGACAAAGUCAAGCACGUCCCGUUCGAGCAGAGCUACGACGAUGAUGACGCAUUAUCGCUAUUCGCCGAGAGCAUCACGGGCAUAGAGUCUUCCAGAGUGAACAGCUCGGCCACGUCGUGCACGGCCGGCGAGUACGAGGAAUACGUCCCCCUUCCCGUCAACAGCGACAAGUGGGAGCCGGCGAAGAGGAUCAGUUACGUGCCCACAGCGAUCGACAAACAAAUCGACGUCAGAACGAGACCCGUUUGCGAAAAACAAAACGCCGAUUCCACGUCCAUCAACAAGGAUUCCGAACAAUACAGAGACACCCCAGUCCAGAAGAACGUUACGCCUUUGAGAAAUAACUCCACGCCGAACAAGAAACCGUGUCUGAUGGCCUACGUUUUUAAACCCCUAGCGGGAAUGAAGAGUGGAGUCUUUCGGGGCAUUUGCUUCUUCAAUAUCUUGUCCAGUUGCAAAAAUACCAGCUGCCGGUUCCCUCACGUGGUCCCGACUUACGACGAGAUAAACGCCAAGAUCGUGAGAGUCAGCGAGGAGACUUUCAUUCAGGAGUACAUAUUGAUGCGCAACUGGCCGACUUUGCGGCGGAAAUAUGGCAUGUGCUUUGUGCACGAGUGCAUAAGGAGGGACCUCACCAGGAUCCUCGUUGAAAUGGGCCUGGAUUUCGUCAUGAAAGAGAACGACAGCUGCUGGGAAGACGCUGUGUUAAAAGUGGAAGUGAUCGAGUGUGUUUUGUUGCAUCUCAAUACGGUCGAUUUGAGCGUGUGCGAAGACCUGUUGUGCUACAAGCAUCAAGGGCAGAUGCUUUGCGAAAUCUUCAUGCAAGCGAUCGCGAACACUCAGAACUUCUCGAGAUUCAAGCCGGUUUUCAUAAAACUGACCAAGUUUAUUUUGAGUCAAGAUAGGACUUUUCCAUUGGAGGUUGCUACCCAGAUUUUGGAGAGGAUAUGUAUAUUACCAUCUGAGCUGCCGCUGUUGGACGCUUUGUUGGCUAUCGUGAAGAAUACUGACCAGAAGAUUCUGCGGAACGGAAUGUUGGGUCACUUCGAGAAUCAGUUGUCUGUUGCGAAUAGGGAGAUGUAUGAGCAGUUGCUGAAGAUGAAGAAAGAUGCUAGUAUGUGCCGGCCAGUUCUGCAGAACCUGUAUGAGCCGUCGCCGAGGCCAGCUGAGAUUGAGCCGGUGGUGGCUAAGCCGCUAGUCAGUGAGCGAGAGAAGAGAUAUACUUCACCGGACACAACCAACCUGGACACUAUGAACAAACCCUCCGAAGAGCCGGCCAUAACGCGAACGGUGGACUUCAACAGAGCGCCUCACAUGUUCACUAUCCAACGGAGUUUCAGCAACUCCAAUACUUCCAAUGACAGUUCAGAGGAGUUCAGGCCACAGGUUGUGUUCAAACCGAACUUCAACUGGCGAGGGCGCGGCUUCCGUAUGCGAGGCAGGGCCCCGGGACACAUGCGAGGGUCCCCGGGACACAUGCGAGGGUCCCCGGGACACAUGCGAGGGUCCCCGGGACCGAUGCGCGGGUCCCCGCGACCCAUGGUCAAAAGACACGUCCAUCAGCAGAAUUACGGACCCAGCCCUUCUGUAUGUAUAACAUCUCAAACGGUACCGAACAGGGAACUGAUAACGUAUGACGAUAUUUGGUAGUUUUUGAUAUGUAUUUUUUUCUAGAAUUAUUAUACAUCAUGGAGAUCAUUUGAUGCUGUGUAAUAUUCAUUAUGUUUUCUAUUCAUUUCACGGCGUAGAUAAA